AUGAACGUCCCGCUAUACCUGCUCAUCGUCGCGCACUUGGUGGCCGCGGCGCAUCGCUACGGCGAGGCGAGGGAGGAGGAGGAGCAGGAGGUCCGCUCGGGGCGCAGAACUUGCCGGCUCUACUGCAGGGUGGGUAUCGGUUUCCACCUCCAGAUCCACCCAGACGGACGAAUCAACGGUAGUCAUGAAGCAAACACUCUCAGUGUUCUGGAGCUAUUUGCUGUAUCGCAGGGUGUGAUUGGCAUCCGAGGAGUAUACAGCAACCGAUUCCUGGCCAUGAAUAACAGAGGACGUCUUCAUGCCACUGUGUCAUUUACAGACGACUGCAAGUUCCGUGAGCGUUUCCAGGAGAACAGUUACAACACAUAUGCUUCUGUGCUUCAUUGGAACCGAAGGACUGGCCGCCAGUGGUUCGUGGCCCUCAACAAGCGAGGCAAAGCCAAGAUGGGCUCCAGCCCACGGGUCAAAGCCCAGCACGUAUCCACACACUUCCUGCCCAGGGUCGGCCUUGGCGUAAACAGCGAGCAUGGAUUUGCCAUUACAGACAGGAAAGUCGACGAGCGUCUGCAAACCCCACCUAAACUAGAGAAACCAAAGGUCCGGGUCGGGACGCAGCCCAGACAAGUCAAGUACUGGCCUAAGUAUCGCUUUGGAUAGAAAACGCAGCUUCCAAAAACUUCAGAGCAUUCCCGACAUCCUCAAUCUGCAACACUUUUGGAAAAAAGUUCCUUUGGAUUGCUGAUUUCUGAUUUAAAAACGGACAGAACUAGAUGUUAAGUUGACAAAAUUAUAAAACCAAUACAUAUGAGUGAUAAAACACUUUGAGCAUACAUGUCAAGUUGGAGGGGAAGGGGGAAUUUCAGAAUUUUUGACAUUACGCUUAAUCUUUGAGUUAGCGGGGUUUAAUUACUCUUCACUGUCUAGGUCACGGUCUCGCAAUGCUGCAACUUGCUCAUGUCUGCCAAUACGCAAAAUUCCUUUUUUUUUUUAGGUGAUCAACAGCAGAUUUUAAAAAUGCAUUCAUACAGGAGAAUGCCAUUUAAAGCAGUGAUCCCCAGCCACUGGGCCGGGGACCAGUACUGGUUCGUGGCACAUGUGCUACCGGGCCACAGAGAAAUAAUAAAUCAUUUGUUAACGACCAGAA
Corythoichthys intestinalis (scribbled pipefish) is the source of this 1144-nucleotide messenger RNA. It is a transcript of the gene fgf5, whose product is annotated as fibroblast growth factor 5. Gene Ontology annotation, molecular function: fibroblast growth factor receptor binding; growth factor activity. The coding region runs from base 1 to 657 and encodes 218 amino acids. The record is from RefSeq and is a predicted model, not a curated record. Lineage: Eukaryota; Metazoa; Chordata; Actinopteri; Syngnathiformes; Syngnathidae. Gene Ontology annotation, cellular component: cytoplasm. The transcript is spliced from 3 exons. Gene Ontology annotation, biological process: positive regulation of gene expression; cell differentiation; positive regulation of protein phosphorylation.